CUCUUCUUGCAGUCUCUCCUCUUUCUUCUUCUUUUUUUCUCAAUCUUUCUUUGCAAAUUGUAUUCAUAUGAGUAUUGAUCAGAGCAAGUGAGAAAUAGGAAAAAUAUAUAAUCCAAUUCAAAGCAAAGAAAUGGUGGGUUGUGGGUUGUACAUUAAGCAGAAAACAGAUUGGCUCAGUACCCUUCUGGAAAGUGAGUUCUUUGGUCCUUGCUUUGAUCAUCAAGACCUAAGAAAAAACGAAAAAAAUGUGUUCUGCAUCGACUGUUGUCUCGAGUUUUGCCGGCAUUGCAAGGCUCAUUGCCAGCAUCAGUCGCUUCAGAUCUGCAAAUACGUAUACCAAGAUGUAGUUCGCCUUCAAAAAAUGCAGGAGCAUCUCAACUGUUCCAAAAUUCAGACAUACAAAAUCAAUGGUGAAAAGGCUGUUCACUUGAAUCCAAGGCCUCAACCUAAAGAUGCCAAACCAUCAACGAAAUCGAAAACCGGUGCAGCCUGUGAAGCUUGUGGAAGAUACCUUCAAGACCCACCUAAUCGUUUUUGUUCCAUUGCAUGCAAGGUAUCAGCUGUUGAUGUGAAGCCUAAAGGCCAAAGCCAUAAAAUGGGAUUACAAAUACAAGAAAUUCAGAAUCUUUCAUUGAAAGACAAUCAAAAUUCAGAACCAAGUUCGGAGGGAAAGCAAUCGUCACUCUCGUCGAUAGAUCUUUCAGAAGAGGAGACCAAAACAUGGGUGAUCGAAAGUUUAAAGCCUCGUAAACGGUUGAACAAGAGGAAAGGCACUCCUCAAAGGUCACCCCUCAGUUAAUACUCAAAGAAAAAGUUACUUGAUGCUACAUUUC
Molecule: messenger RNA, 833 nt
Organism: Hibiscus syriacus
Lineage: Eukaryota; Viridiplantae; Streptophyta; Magnoliopsida; Malvales; Malvaceae
Exons: 4
Coding region: 131-799 (222 amino acids)
Source: RefSeq, a predicted model, not a curated record